Ipomoea triloba (trilobed morning glory) is the source of this 655-nucleotide messenger RNA. RefSeq names its product 40S ribosomal protein S21. NCBI's taxonomy places the organism in Eukaryota, Viridiplantae, Streptophyta, Magnoliopsida, Solanales, Convolvulaceae. Gene Ontology annotation, molecular function: structural constituent of ribosome. The transcript is spliced from 4 exons. Bases 165 to 413 code for a protein of 82 amino acids. The record is from RefSeq and is a predicted model, not a curated record. Gene Ontology annotation, cellular component: ribosome; cytosolic small ribosomal subunit. Gene Ontology annotation, biological process: endonucleolytic cleavage to generate mature 3'-end of SSU-rRNA from (SSU-rRNA, 5.8S rRNA, LSU-rRNA); translation; endonucleolytic cleavage in ITS1 to separate SSU-rRNA from 5.8S rRNA and LSU-rRNA from tricistronic rRNA transcript (SSU-rRNA, 5.8S rRNA, LSU-rRNA).
GACCUUGCACAAUUAGGGUUUUGGCUGUCCAAGGAAUAUAAACCAACAUAGCGCCUCCACUCUUUCUUCUCAGUCGCAGCUUCGCCAUCUUCCUCGCAGUUCUCGCUCCCGUCCGCGGUGCUUUAACCUUUUAAGUUUUGCUAGUUUCAAAUCACGUUGCUAAGAUGCAGAACGAUGAGGGACAAAAUAUGGAUCUCUACAUCCCGAGGAAGUGCUCAGCCACAAAUAGGCUGAUCACUUCUAAGGAUCAUGCAUCUGUCCAGAUUAAUGUUGGUCAUUUGAAUGAGAAUGGUGUAUAUGAUGGAAAGUACACCACCUUUGCCUUGUGUGGAUUUGUUCGUGCACAGGGAGAUGCAGACAGUGCUCUUGAUAGGCUGUGGCAGAAGAAGAAAGUCGAAGCCCGCCAACAGUAAUGUCUUUUGGUGGUUGUGUUUUCCGUCUUUUACUGUUAGCUUAUCUGCGCAUUGUUAGGAGCUAGUAUUUGGUUUUACAACGUUGUACACUCUAAUCAUAUCCUUGAUUUUGAAGUAUGAGCUCCGCACAAAUAUUUGCCGCCUUUUGUGUUAUAUUCAACUUGAGACUGUAAUGCAAACUUUGAGAUCCUUGUGUUUUUAUCAACUCAGUAGAGGUAUGGAAUACUAAUUAAAGUUUCUCC